Messenger RNA from Elephantulus edwardii (Cape elephant shrew), 609 nucleotides. RefSeq names its product growth factor, augmenter of liver regeneration (gene GFER). The record is from RefSeq and is a predicted model, not a curated record. The transcript has 3 exons. Lineage: Eukaryota; Metazoa; Chordata; Mammalia; Macroscelidea; Macroscelididae. Gene Ontology annotation, biological process: liver development. Gene Ontology annotation, molecular function: flavin adenine dinucleotide binding; flavin-dependent sulfhydryl oxidase activity. Gene Ontology annotation, cellular component: mitochondrion. Bases 1 to 609 code for a protein of 202 amino acids.
AUGGCGGCCUCCAGUGACCGCGGACGCGCCGGGGGUGGCGGCCUUUUCUCCUUCCUGCCUGGCGGCGGUCGCUCCGAAAUGCUGGACGACCUGGCGACGGACGCGCGGGGCCGAGGCGCGAGGCGCAAGGAUGCCACUGUCUCCGCUCCAGCGCCCGCCCCCGAGCCUCAGGUCGCUGAUGACGCCGCCCGCAGACGACAGUGCCGGGCCUGCGUGGAUUUCAAGACGUGGAUGCGGACUCAGCAAAAGCGCGAGAGUAAGUUUAGGGAGGAUUGUCCUGAAGAUCGGGAGGAACUGGGCCGCCACAGCUGGGCUGUCCUCCAUACGCUGGCCGCAUACUACCCCGACGUGCCUACCACGGAACAGCAGCGGGACAUGGCCCAGUUCAUACACUUAUUUUCCAAGUUUUACCCGUGCGAUGAAUGUGCAGAAGACCUAAAGAAGAGGAUAUGCCAGAACCAACCUGACACGCGCACCCGGGUCCACUUCAGCCAGUGGCUAUGCCACCUGCACAAUGAGGUGAACCGGAAGCUGGGCAAGCCUGAAUUCGACUGCUCACAGGUGGAUGAGCGCUGGCGGGACGGCUGGAAGGACGGGUCCUGUGACUAA